Nothobranchius furzeri (turquoise killifish) is the source of this 3559-nucleotide messenger RNA. Its product is annotated as double-stranded RNA-specific editase 1. NCBI's taxonomy places the organism in Eukaryota, Metazoa, Chordata, Actinopteri, Cyprinodontiformes, Nothobranchiidae. The record is from RefSeq and is a predicted model, not a curated record. Gene Ontology annotation, molecular function: double-stranded RNA binding; double-stranded RNA adenosine deaminase activity; tRNA-specific adenosine deaminase activity. Gene Ontology annotation, biological process: RNA processing; adenosine to inosine editing. Gene Ontology annotation, cellular component: cytoplasm; nucleolus.
CGCUACUGAGGAUGUUCAAUGUGAUCAAACGGGCAAGGUCCCGGUUUUGUGGAAAACAUCUCGCCUGGUUCUGAUACUCCAGGCUGGGUGCCUGGCUGAGAUCAAUGCUCACACACCAGUAGCCCUCACGUAACCUAAGAAAUAAGUGCUCGAACUAUGUAUUGUGUAAUAAUGCAUCUAUCCACGAAGCAGGCAGCUAAGAUUGGUGAAUACGUCUCAUCCCUGACACCAUCUAUUCAAGGUGUAGUUUUCUGGCAGGAGAUUGAGGUCCAUCAGAACCAGACUCAUGACAGAGAGUGUUUCCUCCUCUGCUGCCAUACUCAUUAGAGUCAGAGCCCUAAUUCCUGUAGCUGCAUGAUACUAAUCUGUUUCUACUUGGCAGACAAGAUGCUCAAUUCAGCAUGAGUGUCCCUUUCUGAAAUCACUGACAAACAUGAAGAACUUUCUCACAGCAGAAUAGAAUAGAAUAAAAUAGAAAAUAUCUCUUUGCUGUCUCAUCGGGCAAGAGAACUGCAAAUUCACAGCAGGAGUAAUAACAGGAGGGUAAAAAUAGAGAAUAAAGAGAAAGAAAAAAGUAAACAAACAGACAAUAUGUUAACAUAACACAAAUACUGAGCACAUUUUAAUAAAUAAAAACAUGUUUUAUCAAGUAUUUUAGAUGUACACUUCUGUACAUCUCCUCAUUAGUUUUGUUCAGUAACACAAUUCUUCAUUGAUUUGUGGUCUUUGGUCACAUGACCCAGAAACUGUUAAGCAACCCAUAAUUUUCUAUUAAAAUAUUCAGAAAACGAUCAGAUUCUAUAAAAAAUUGCUGUCAUUCUACUGCAGGCGUUGAUUUAAUUUUGAUCACGUGACCUGAAGCUACUAAUUCUGUUUGUCUUUGCGUUUCGACCAAUGGGAUUUGUUGAUGGUCCCUAAAUCAGGCUCUGCAAGAAGCUGGAGGCGAGCAGUCUACCGUCGCUGUGUGGACCGGUUCUGUUUACUAACUCCGCCCACAGUUUUACUCCUGUUCAAUCAGGAAGCAGCUCGGUGACCUGACGGACCGGACCGAGGUGCUGCAGUGUCCGCCGGUGAGCUUCAGAGUUCAGCUCUCCAACACCUGGAAAGGUCCCAUCGGAACCACCUGCUCAGCCUCACAGAAGUGAAACGGCCCAGCUGACUCGGAACCAAGACUGUUCAUCAGAGAAGGAGGCGCAGCAAAAAGCAUGAGUUCACGUCGUACAGAUGUGAAGGAAAACCAAAAUUUGGACAAGUUCUCCUUCAAAGUGGAUGUAGUCAAACUCUCCAGUAAGAAGGCUGGGUGUGGAAGGAAGCGGCCUUUAGAGGAGGGCAACAAUGGCCACAAACCUUCCAACUACAAGCCAAAGAAGCACAAGAAGGUCUCUGGACCCUCUCUGACUAAGAAUGCACUGGUGCAGCUGAAUGAGAUCAGACCCGGGCUGCAGUACAAGCUGCUGUCUCAGACCGGACCCAUCCACGCUCCUGUUUUUGUGAUGACUGUCGAGGUCAACGGGCAGCUCUUUGAUGGCUCAGGACCUACCAAGAAGAAGGCCAAGAUGAAGGCAGCCGAGAAGGCUCUGUGUUCUUUCACCCAGGUCCUCAGUGCACCUGAUGCCCACUUGGCCGUGAGCCGGACUCGACCCGUUCUCACAGACUUUACCUCAGAUGAGGCCGACCUGCCCAGCAUGCUCUUUAAUGCUUUUGAGACAUCAGUCCCUGUAGAUGUCUCGCUUUACCUGGCCUCAUCCAGCUCCUUCUCAUUUCUGGGGGAAAAGUGUCCUUUCCCAUGUUUCCCUACAUCAAACCAGCUCCAAUCCCCCAAACCCCCAGAACCAUCCCCCUUCUGCUCCCCCACAGGUGGCAAAAAUCCUGUCAUGAUCCUCAAUAAGAUGCGGCCAGGCCUCAAAUAUGAUUUUGUGUCAGAGAGCGGGGAGAGCCAUGCCAAAAACUUUAUCAUGUCGGUGAGCGUUGGUGCUCAGACCUUCCAUGGAUCUGGACGGAACAAAAAGCUGGCUAAGGCUCGGGCUGCACAAGCGGCUCUGUCUGCUGCCUUUAACGUGCAGCUUGACCAAGCUCCGUCCCAGCAGCCCAUACCCAGAGAGGGAACACAGCCUCACCUGCCUCAGGUCCUGGCAGAUAUCGUCUCUCGUUUGGUUCUGGGCAAAUUCAGUGAGCUGACCGAUAAUCUCGCAUCUCCAUGUGCUCAACGGAAGGUGCUGGCAGGGGUUGUCAUGACGACAGGUACGGAUCUGAAGGAGGCUCAAGUCAUCUGUUUGUCCACGGGGUCAAAGUGCAUCCGUGGAGAACAUAGGAGCCAUCGGGGUUUGGCUCUGAACGACUGUCAUGCUGAGAUCUUAGCUCGGCGUGCUCUCAUCAGGUUCCUGUACUGCCAGAUGGAGCGCUUCCUCAGCACAGACAAAAAGGAGCAGCAGGAAUCCAUCUUUGCGAGAUGUGAAAACAAAGAAGGCUACAGCCUGAAGGACAAGGUCCAGUUCCACCUGUACAUCAGCACCUCCCCUUGUGGAGAUGCCCGGAUCUUCUCCCCCCACGAGGCUGGACUAGAACAAGAGAACCGACUCCCAAAUCCUAAGGCCCGUGGGCAGCUUCGUGUGAAGGUAGACUCUGGUGAGGGAACCAUCCCUGUGAGCUCCAGUGACUCCAUUCAGAUGUGGGAUGGGGUUCAGCAGAGGGACAGACUGCUCACCAUGUCCUGCAGUGACAAGAUGGCCAGGUGGAACGUUGUUGGGUUCCAGGGUUCUUUGAUGAGCUACUUCACUGAGCCUCUGUACUUCUCCAGCAUUAUCCUGGGAAGCCUGUACAAUGCAGACCACCUCUCCAGGGCCGUGUACCAGAGGAUCUCUGAAAUCCAAGCUCUUCCUCCAUCGUUCAGCCUCAACAAACCACUUCUCAGUGGUAUAAGUAACACAGAAACUCGUCAACCAGGAAAAGCACCAAACUUCAGCGUGAACUGGACGGUCGGAGACCAAGGUGUAGAGGUGAUUAAUGCCACCACAGGGAAAGAUGACCUGGAUCAACCCUCCAGACUCUGCAAGCAUAAUCUGUAUGGUCGCUGGAUGGGCCUGUAUGCCAAGCUGUCCUCCACGAUGCGAAUCCAAAGCGUUCAACCCAGCAGCUACCACCAGGUGAAACAGGCAGCAGCACACUAUCAGUCUGCAAAGCAAACACUCUUCAGAACCUUUCACAGAGCUGGACUUGGAGCCUGGGUGAAGAAGCCUACAGAACUGGACGAGUUUUCUCUCUGACUUAGUUCUGGUCCUGAACUGGAGGAACACGUUCACCUUUGACUGUCAUGGACCGAAACUCCCAUGGAUUCCAGAUGCAUGGUGACCGUGUCUAAACAAGAGUGUGGGACAUGUUAAAUACUGAAAGGUUGACAAAAUGUCAGCAUCAAACCUAAAAAGUUUAAAAUGUUCAGAUCAAAUCAAAUAGUAUUUGUAGAGCACUUUUCCUGAUAAAAUCAGCACAAAGUGCUUUAUAUUAAAAAUAUAAAUAAAAAAUAAACUGCUUUCACACAUCAAAAUGACAUAACUAGUUAAAA